CGGGGUGCGCUGGAAUGCCGCAUGCCGCGGCGCUCCACAACACAGUCGCCGUUCGGCUGCCACACAACAGACGUCAGGCAACGGGCCGCCCGACGCGCUGGAAUUCCACUCCGCCUGUCACCGGCCUCACGAUCUAGCUGGGUCCGUUGCCCACUGCCAGGCUGCGACAGUGGAGACUGGGAGAGGGCAGCGUCGAGUGGCAGCUGAAGCCGAGAUGGGGGAGCUGGAGGUGGGCGCUUGGUUCUCGGGCCGCAGCGUGCUGGUGACGGGCGCCACGGGCUUCGUGGGCGGCGUGCUGCUCGAGAAGCUGCUCCGCGAGUGCCCCCGCCUCGCCGCCGCCCACCUGCUGGUGCGGCCCGGCGCCCGGGAGACGGCCGAGCAGCGCGUCGCGCGACUCCUCGACUCACCGCUGUUCUCGCAGCUGGAGGGCGACGAGUGGCGGCAGCGCGUGUUCGCGGUGCCGGGAGACGUGUCGCGGCCGCAGCUGGGGCUGCAGCUGCCUGAGGAGGCGGCGGCGCGCCUGCUAGAGGAGGUGUCCGUCGUCUUCCACUGCGCGGCCUCCACCAGCCUGGCCGCCGGCCUGCGCCGCACAGUCACCGCCAACCUCGACUCCACACAGCACUUGCUCGACCUCUGCAAGCAGAUGCCCAACCUACAGGUCUUAGUGCACAUGUCGACGGCGUUCUGCAACUGCGUGGUGCGCGACGCAGUGGCAGAGCGCGUCUACCCCACCAGCCUGCCGCCGGAGCGCGUGCUGGAGCUCGUCCACGGCCUCACGGACGCAGAGCUGGAGGCCGCCACGCCCAGCCUGGUCGGCGGCCAUCCCAGCGCGUACACCUUCAGCAAGCAGCUGGCUGAGAACCUGCUGGUCGAGCGCCGGCCGCCUGGACUGAGACUCGUCAUCGUGCGGCCCUCCAUAGUAUGCGGCGCCGCGAGCGAGCCGGUGGCGGGCUGGAGCGGCGGCGCGGUGGGCGACGGCAGCAGCGCCGGGGCCUUCCUGGUGGGCGCCGUCCACGGCGUGUUCCGCGUCGCCGCCGCCGACCCCAGGGAGGAGGGCGUGCAGGUGUACCACGCGACGUCCGGCGACCGGCGGCCGCUGCGCUGGGGCGAGUACGCGGCGCUAGUGCAGCGCGCCUGCAGGAGGGCGCCCAGCCGGCGGCUGGCGGCGCCGCCCACCACCUACUGCCGCGCCUGGCCGCCAACCGCCGCCCUCACCUUCCUCGUCACGCACCUGCUGCCCGCGCUGCUUCUGAACGCCCUGCGCAGGGACCAGGGGCUGCUGCAGGCGCAGCGGAAGUACUGGCGCGCCAUGUGGCGUGCGCGCUUCUUCUCGUGCCGGGACUGGCGUUUCCGGACUGGUGCCGCCGACAGACUGCGUGCGCGCAUGUCGCCGGCCGACCUCCGUCGAUUUGCUGUCGACGUCGACUCUGCCGGCGUCGACUGGGAACGACUCUUCAGCGACUCGGCGCUCGCCGUGCGCCGCUACGCGCUGCGGGAGGACCCCGCCACCAUACCAGCCGCAAGAGCGCGCAUGCGCAGGCUGGAGGUGACCUUCUGGUUGGUGGUACUGUGCAUUGCAUCAGUGCCGCUACUGCUGUUCACAGACAUUGUAGUAGGUGCCAUCUGCUCGGUGCUGGUCAUCACAUUCCUGCUCUGGCUGUGAGAUGAACCACCACCACUAGACAGUCAGCUCACCAGCAUCUGUCUCCUGCCUGGUACCUGCUUUCAUACCCACCGUUGCUACCAGCAUCGACAUGUCUAUGAAUUUUUAGUGAAUACUGUCUGUCAGCUGUCACUUUGGUAAUUGUGAAGUGUAAUCAUGACAAAAGUAAUGCUUGUAUUGUGCCCAUCUGUAUUGUAAUGUAUUCUUACUGGUUACAGUACAACCUGUUUUAUCUCCUCAA
Molecule: messenger RNA, 1904 nt
Organism: Schistocerca nitens (vagrant locust)
Lineage: Eukaryota; Metazoa; Arthropoda; Insecta; Orthoptera; Acrididae
Product: putative fatty acyl-CoA reductase CG5065
Exons: 9
Coding region: 215-1663 (482 amino acids)
Biological process (GO): long-chain fatty-acyl-CoA metabolic process
Cellular component (GO): peroxisome
Molecular function (GO): alcohol-forming very long-chain fatty acyl-CoA reductase (NADP+) activity
Source: RefSeq, a predicted model, not a curated record